Molecule: messenger RNA, 650 nt
Organism: Carlito syrichta (Philippine tarsier)
Lineage: Eukaryota; Metazoa; Chordata; Mammalia; Primates; Tarsiidae
Gene: TMEM212
Product: transmembrane protein 212
Exons: 4
Coding region: 30-650 (206 amino acids)
Source: RefSeq, a predicted model, not a curated record
GAGACCGAAGACCAAAGUCACAGAGAAAGAUGGAGGGCCUGUACCAGACUGCAGGCCGGAUUCUCGUGGCUCUGGGGAGUCUCAGUGUAUGCUCUGGAAUUAUUGCUUUUUUCCCUGUCUUUUCUUGCAAGCUUUGGUUCACAGGAUGGAGUGUUCAGAUUGCUUGUCCCAUCUGGAAUGGAGCUUUGGCCAUCACGGCAGGGGCACUCCUACUACUGGCUUACAAAGCGUGGACCCACAGACACCUGUGGGAAGCUAGUUUCACCUUUGUGAUUCUGAGCAUGAUGGGAUGCCCACUUCACUUUGCAAUAGCCUUGGCAUCUGCUCUCCUGGGUCCAUAUUGCUUCUACUCAUUCUCGGGGAUUGCAGGGACCAACUACCUUGGUCAUGCAGUGGCCUUUCCCUUUCCAUAUGCAAAGUUCCAAUCAGUUUGUGUGGACCCCCCACACUAUGAAGAGUACCACCUGACGCUUCAAGCCCUCGACCUGUGCUUGAGCCUUGCCCUGCUCUGCACGUCCCUGACAGUGUUCGUCAAGCUUUCGGCAAGACUCAUCCGAAGCGGACAUGUGAACGGGCCUAGAUCAGCACAGAGGCUGGAGAGACCCCACCAGCUGCAGGACCCGUGCAGGGGCCAACAGCAACACAGUUAA